AUGGAGGUGGCGCAAACUCCUCUGCAGCUGACUCAAGAUCACUCCGAUGGAAGGAUGACAGGUGACGGCAACACAUCACCACUUCGCUGGUCGCCACCAUCAUCAGCCGCAUUAGUAGCUGCUGCGCUCGCUCCACCAGCCCUCAGACCCUGGCUGCCAGACCCGCCCAGCAAGAAGACCAACCACUUGGGAUUGAUCUGCGUGGUCUGCGGUGACACGAGCUCUGGUAAACACUAUGGCAUCCUCGCGUGCAACGGCUGCAGCGGAUUCUUCAAGAGAUCCGUUCGAAGGAAACUUAUUUACAGAUGUCAAGCAGGUACCGGCCGAUGCGUGGUGGACAAAGCACAUAGGAAUCAGUGUCAAGCUUGCAGACUGAAGAAGUGUCUCGCUAUGGGCAUGAAUAAAGAUGCCGUGCAGAAUGAGCGCCAGCCUCGCAACACGGCUACCAUCAGACCCGAGGCUUUGAGGGACAUGGAUCAGGAACGAGCGCUCAGAGAAGCUGCUGUAGCUGUGGGGGUGUUUGGGCCACCAGUAUCCCUCGCCAUGGCUCUAUCCCCGGCGCGCUAUCCACUACUAUCCCCGCACUACGCGCCUCUCCCUCCGCCGCCCGCGCAGCCUCAACCCGACUCGUCGCAACACAACGAUGAUAACCACGUGCAUAGUGAUAGUGAUGAUGACAGUAUCGACGUAACGAAUGAAGAGGAUUCCACUUCAUACUCGCCUCCAGCUGCCAUGAACUACCAACAGAACUGUGCCUCUUACAGGCCGUUAGGAGUCGAGAGCGCGGCGGAGUCAGCAGCACGCCUGCUGUUCAUGGCCGUCAAGUGGGCGAAGAACUUACCUUCUUUUGCCAGCCUCGCUUUUAGAGAUCAGGUAAUCCUACUAGAAGAAGCUUGGUCAGAACUAUUCCUACUGAACGCCAUACAAUGGUGCUUGCCGCUCGACGCCGCCUGCGCAGCGCUCUUCGGCAGCGAUCAGAUCGAGCAAGAGACGGGCGUGGACUCGGCGACUCUGCGCCGUUUGCGCGAAGUGCUCGCCCGAUACAGAACUGUGUUGGUCGAUCCUGCUGAGUUCGCGUGCAUGAAAGCUAUUGUGCUGUUUAAAUCUGAAACACGAGGUCUAAAAGAUCCCCUACAAAUCGAGAAUCUACAAGACCAAGCUCAAGUGAUGCUAAUGACCCACGCCCGCACCGCCCACGGGACCGCUCCGGCAAGGUUCGGCCGACUCCUAUUAUUACUACCUCUACUCCGUUCAGUAACUCCUCAGCAAUUAGAAAGAGAAUUCUUCGCUAAAACCAUAGGACAAACGCCUAUGGAAAAAGUAUUAGCUGAUAUGUAUAAGAAUUGAAAACUCUGCAGUUGUAAUUCUGUUGGUUGAACUCUG
Messenger RNA from Helicoverpa zea (corn earworm), 1383 nucleotides. RefSeq names its product photoreceptor-specific nuclear receptor (gene Hr51). Gene Ontology annotation, biological process: positive regulation of transcription by RNA polymerase II; cell differentiation; anatomical structure development. Gene Ontology annotation, molecular function: nuclear receptor activity; zinc ion binding; RNA polymerase II cis-regulatory region sequence-specific DNA binding. Lineage: Eukaryota; Metazoa; Arthropoda; Insecta; Lepidoptera; Noctuidae. Bases 1 to 1347 code for a protein of 448 amino acids. The record is from RefSeq and is a predicted model, not a curated record. The transcript is spliced from 11 exons.